This is a messenger RNA of Colias croceus (clouded yellow), 1800 nucleotides long. RefSeq lists its product as uncharacterized. The transcript is spliced from 3 exons. The coding region runs from base 197 to 1438 and encodes 413 amino acids. The record is from RefSeq and is a predicted model, not a curated record. Lineage: Eukaryota; Metazoa; Arthropoda; Insecta; Lepidoptera; Pieridae.
CUAUAUCGUACAUCCACACCGUCGGUCGCAUUGAGCGGUUUACGACACGGGAGUCCCGAUGAAUAAUUGAGGGAGGAACGCGCCUGCGCGCAGCUGGCGUGCCCAUACAACUCAAUCGUCCGCGAAAUAUACGACUCUAAUUGUUAUUUAAAGCCCGAUAAUGUGUGUGCGCGAGUGAAUUGUUUACUGUGGUAAGAUGCAAGCCGGUGGGCCGGAUAGCACGGCGGUUUCGGAGGCCCCAAGCAGUGGGAGCGAGGAGUCCGAUUGUGAGUUUGGUCCAGAGGGCGAAGCUGAGACCGCUCUGACUGAAGAAUGGGCGCGAGAACUGCUGAUUGACUCGGGUGUGGUCGAUCCUAAUGAGAUCCGAGUAGAAUCCAGGGCCGGCGUUGCUGGUGCCCUAAGCAGGGUACUAGCGGUGACAGUUCGCUACGAAAGCGAGGGAGAAAGGCAUGCCUUACCCCUUGUUGUGAAACUACCACCACGGGAUCCCUUUGGGAGGCUCUUUGUAGCUGAAGCACAAUUUGAUACUAGAGAAAUAUUGUUCUAUACGGAAUUAGCCCCAGCGCUCAACAAAUUGGCUCAAGAGGCUUUAGGUCCUGAUGAAGGGCUCGCAGUACCGAGAUGUGUUAAAGCUAGAUUACCAGAUGAAAUUGGAGGAGACAGUGAGCUCGUACUGGAAGACGUGACAGCCGUGGGUUUCGAAUCAGCGGAUUUUGCUGAGGGCCUAACUGUUGAAAGGGCUAGGGCAGCUCUGUUUGCAGCAGCUCGACUGCACGCCCUAUCCCUUGCUCUACGUGACAGAGAAGGACCUCUAGACCAAAGAUUCGACUUCUUGUUCCCCUGCGAACGCGCUGCAGCCGGAUAUCUGCGUUUAGUGCGAAGAGGUUUACCCCAACUGGAAGUAUUCCUCCGUGGGCGAACAGAUUGUGUUAGCGAAGCCGCAGCUGUGAGCGCACUUAGCGCUCGGGCUCCAUCUUUACUUGGCACUUUAUUGCGACCAGCUGAACCAGCUCCCCUCGCCCACGCCGAUUUUUGGAGUGGGAAUCUUCUAUUUCGAGAACGAGAUGGGAUAAGCGAAUGUAUCGCAUUGGACUGGCAAAUGGUAUCACUCGGUAGACCCAUGGAUGAUGUAGCGCUACUAUUAUUAUCUUCGUUAACGCCAGAACUAAGAAGGGCGGUGGGCGACACGUUGAUUGAGGACUAUGGAGAUCGUUUAGAGGCUGAAUGUGCUAGAUUAGGAUCGGCACCUGCUGGCGCGAUUGUAAGACGGAGCUUGAAACAAGAUUGGCCUCGAGCAGCAUUGAGGGCACUCCUUCUGUGCGCGGGGAGUGUAGACGUAGCCCUCGGAGAGCCGCGAGCUGAACAACGUCUACUAGAAGCUGUACGAGAUCUGUACGCACAAGGAGUUCUCGAUCUAAAAGCAGACUCAGAGUUGUGAGUGUUUAUAAGUGCCAAUAGCGUAUAUCGUACCUAUUCGACGAACGUGUCGUUAUGUAUAUUCAGUCGCAUAGUUUGUAUUAUUAUAUUUAUUUCGGUAUAUUAUUACGUAUUUAUUAGAGUACGAAUGUUAAAGCACAUUCGAGGUGGACAACGAUAAUUUUAAUGAAACCCUUAUUGUCGCGAUGGCAAUGGUGCGAUGCCUAAUCAAAGACUGAAUUUAACUUAUCAAAAGACCGUUGUGCGUUUAAUUUACUUUAAGUAGAUCAAAACAGUAAUUGCUCAUAAAAUGGAAAGUGUAAUCGAAUACAGUCUUUCGAUUAUAAUUUAAAAUUAAGUAUUAAACGUAAUCUUGGUGGAGUA